AUGAUACUGAAUCAGGACAAAGUACGCCGAUCACCAGGGUUCAUGUCCGUCGGGUCACGUCGCUACCGAGAAUGGCAGAAUCUGGCACUUGAAUCGACCGAGGAUAUUAGAUCCGAACCUCCAGAGUCGAUGGAGUACCCAUCGGAGCCGGUAGCGCUACGUCCAUCGUUUUCCACGGCACGAUCGAUACUUCGCCGGCCGGGAUCCGAUAAAAUUGACAGAGAUCGAACAUGGGUAUCGACCCUAGAAUCUCGACCGAGGGCGGGAAUGGCCGACGCAACUCAGAUCGAGGCAGAAAUCACCGAACCGGGACGAGGUCACCCAUCUACGCCAACGACUAGUCCCGAUGCCGAUCGAUACCUGAGCGGCGAUGCUGAGAGCGGCGGGAUAAGUGCGAGCACGCCCGACCAGGUCACCGAUCGGACGGAUACCAAGGAUAUCAAGACGGAUAAUCGGACUGGCACCAAGGAUAUUAACCCGAAAACGGAACACCAAAACAAGAUCCAACUUGAUCAAAGCCAAAUCAAACUCGAUCCCGGCGAAGAACCCGACGCAAAACUCCCAAUCCUCCCGAUUGAGGGCGUCGAACAACGGAAUCCGCCGGCAGAAGGAGCCACAGCGACCACCCCACCGGAUGCCGAGGACGAGGAGGAGAUAUACUACCAUGGCAGCGGAGAUCUCUCAGCUGAAGAUCUUCAAGGAAACCUGGCUUUCCUCCCCAAAAUCCCGAUCUCGACGACUGCGAAGGUGAGCAUUGAUGAUCUGCAGACUCCAGAUCGGCCACACCUGAGGAGAUCGAGAGGCUCCGACAAAUAUUCCCCGGCGUCCAAGGGCGUCGUAUCCGAUAUCGAUGUCGGGAAUGCGAAACCAAUCGCACUGCAAACCCGAAAAGUAUCCACGCGAUUCCGCGAAAAAGUCGCAGGUCUGAUCAAGGAUCUCCUGGCAGCCGAGAUCAUCCGACCCUCGACAUCGCCAUGGGCCUCACCGAUCGUGAUUGUUCGCAAGGGUAACGGUGUGAAUAUCAGGUUGUGCAUUGGCUACAAGUUGGUAAACAGCCUCACGAGAUUGAUGGUCUACUCUAUGCCUCUGAUCAGCGAUCUGCUAGAAGAUUUUGAUAAAGCACUAUGGUACUGUUCGCUGGAUAUGGCUAGCGGUUGCUGGAUCGUGCCCAUGACGGAUCGGGCUCGCGAGAUCUCAGCAUUUAUCACCCCGUUUGGAUUAUUCGAAUGGAGACGCAUGUCAUUUGGUCUAAAGAAUGCCCCGCAGAUUUAUCAACGCCUCGUAGACAACACGCUGUAUGGAUCUUUGAAGAUCUCGCGAUCCGGCGACGCUGGAACCACAACGGACGUGUUCCAGACAGGGAUCGCGGACGAUCCUGAUCGCUAG
Molecule: messenger RNA, 1386 nt
Organism: Phytophthora megakarya
Lineage: Eukaryota; Oomycota; Peronosporomycetes; Peronosporales; Peronosporaceae
Source: the annotation of a GenBank genome assembly